This is a messenger RNA of Coffea eugenioides, 2677 nucleotides long. Its product is annotated as dipeptidyl-peptidase 5-like. The record is from RefSeq and is a predicted model, not a curated record. The transcript has 18 exons. Gene Ontology annotation, biological process: proteolysis. NCBI's taxonomy places the organism in Eukaryota, Viridiplantae, Streptophyta, Magnoliopsida, Gentianales, Rubiaceae. Gene Ontology annotation, molecular function: serine-type peptidase activity. The coding region runs from base 173 to 2200 and encodes 675 amino acids.
ACUUUCAACUUCAUUUACGGCCAUAUCCGCGCUGACUCGCUACAGAAGACGCCACCCCUUUAACCCCUUCUCCACGACGUCGUUUAUUUCCUCCUCAUUCAACCACAUUUCCAGAAAAAUUCAACUCCUUCGCACUGCUGCUUCCCACUGUCACACCCAGUCUUCACCCAAAAUGUCCUCAGUAACCGCGGAGAAUACUAAAAUCACCGCCCCAUACGGUUCUUGGAAGUCCCCGAUAACUUCCGACCUUGUCUCCGGCUCCGAUAAGCGCCUAGGUGGCACUGCCGUCGACGCCCUCGGCCACCUCUUCUGGGUCGAGACCCGCCCCAAUGAAUCAGGACGGUUGGUGCUGGUGAAGCAAGGAGAAAAAGAAGGGGAUGACCCUAUUGAUGUCACCCCAAAGGAGUUUUCUGUGAGGACAGUAGCUCAGGAAUAUGGAGGUGGGGCAUUUAGGAUAUUUGGAGAUACAGUGAUUUUCUCGAAUUACAAGGAUCAAAGGCUCUAUAGGCAGUCAUUAUCUUCAAAAGAUUCUGCUCCUUUGCCAUUUACUCCAGAUUAUGGCAGACCGCUCGUGUCUUAUGCAGAUGGAGUUUUUGAUGCGCGGUUUAGUCGUUUCGUGACAGUACAGGAAGACUGUCGUGAAAGUGCUAUGAAUUCUAUAACAACUAUUGUGUCAUUUGAUAUCCGUGAUGAGAGCGUUCAAGAACCGAAAGUACUGGUUUCUGGCAGCGAUUUUUAUGCUUUUCCUCGUUUGGAUCCAAAAGGAGAACGGAUAGCCUGGAUUCAGUGGAGCCAUCCCAACAUGCCAUGGGACAGAUCAGAACUUUGGGUUGGCUACAUAAGUGAUUCAGGAGACGUGCAUACACGGGUCUGCGUUGCAGGUGGUGAUCCAACACUUGUGGAAUCUCCAACUGAGCCCAAGUGGUCACCUCAAGGAGAACUGUUCUUCAUUACUGAUAGAAAAUCUGGAUUUUGGAAUCUCUACAAAUGGAUUGAAACUUCUAAUGAAGUGCUUCCAGUUUACACAUUGGAUGCUGAGUUCGCAAGACCUCUGUGGAUUUUUGGCAUGAAUUCCUAUGAUUUUAUCUUUGAUAAAGAUCAGAAAAACCUCAUUGCCUGCAGUUACAGGAAGAAUGGCAAGUCAUAUCUUGGUAUUCUCGAUGCUGUCCAGAACACUUCAUCGUCAGUUGAAAUUCCAUUCACGGACAUUAACAACAUUACUUCUGGGCUUGACUGUCUAUACAUCGAGGUAGCUUCUGCUGUUCAUCCAUUGUCUAUUGCAAAGUUGACUUUAGAUGAUCAUAAAUCAAAAGCAGUUGAUUUCAAGAUCAUGUGGUGUUCUUCAUCCAUUAGUUCAAUUGACAAAUCAUAUUUUAGCAUGCCAGAAGUGAUAGAAUUUCCAACUGAUGUCACUGGUUUGAAUGCAUAUGCAUACUUCUAUCCACCUACCAAUCCCAUUUAUCAAGGUUAUCCAGAAGAAAAGCCUCCACUACUAUUGAAAAGCCAUGGAGGCCCUACUGCAGAGACACAUGCUGUCUUAAAUCUUAGCGUGCAAUAUUGGACCAGUCGGGGUUGGGCAUUUGUCGAUGUUAAUUAUGGUGGAAGUGCUGGUUACGGCAGAGGAUAUCGAGAUAGGCUGUUAGGACAGUGGGGAAUUGUCGAUGUUAAUGACUGUUGCAGUUGUGCAAAGUUUUUGGUUGACAGUGGAAAAGUUGAUGGUGAACGGCUUUGUAUUACUGGGGGCUCUGCUGGUGGAUACACAACAUUGGCAGCGCUUGCAUUUAAAGAUACAUUCAAAGCCGGAGCUUCCUUGUAUGGUGUAGCUGACCUGAAGUUGUUGAGAUUAGAGACUCACAAAUUUGAAUCUCACUACAUCGACAAUCUUGUUGGAAGUGAAAGAGCAUAUUUUGAGAGGUCACCUAUAAAUUUUGUUGAGAAAUUUUCAUGCCCAAUAAUUCUAUUCCAAGGAUUAGAAGACAAGGUUGUCCCCCCUGAACAAGCACGCAAAAUUUAUCAUGCACUGAAGGAAAAAGGGUUGCCUGUUGCUCUUGUAGAGUAUGAAGGAGAACAACAUGGUUUCCGAAAGGCUGAAAACAUCAAGUUCACGCUUGAACAACAAAUGGUGUUCUUUGCACGUUUGGUGGGAAAUUUCAACGUAGCAGAUGAGAUCACCCCCAUCAAAAUUGAUAACUUUGACUGAGGAACUGGUGGUGGGUCCAUUGGUGGUAGCUUUAAGAGAUUUCAGGUACAACAGCAAGAUGGAUUAUUGGUAUCUUCGAUUCUGAGACGAUGCGAUUAUGCAUAUGAUCCGAUGAUCAUGCUGGAGUAUGGUACACGUUCUUGUUUUCUUGUGGGGCCAUGUUUGGCAUGUCUACUUGUAGUUAUGUUUUGGAUUCCAAAAAUGUUAAACCACACGGUGAGGUUCAAUACAGUUGACGAACAGUGCCAAGCUAAGGAUGUGGAGUCCGGAAAUUUGCGCAGCAGCAAAAGAGAUAUACUACAUCAGUUGGUACUUUUUUGGGUUGAAAGUUAUUUGGAAAAAAUGUUUCGGUACUAUUUACUAUAGUACAUUUUUUAUGUGAUAUAUGUCGGAUAAAAAGAUGGUCCAAUAAUGUAUUUUGUGAAUAAUAAAUUUUUUUUUCUAAAUAAUAUUUUUUGGCGAUGCAGAAUUUCCUAA